AUGUCCUGCCAAACCAACGGGCAAGACCCCGAAGCUUGCAACGACUGCUCCCAAACCACGUCUUGUACAGCCAACGGCAACCUCGUCGAUAUCGAAGACUACAAAACCGAGCUGAGCACUCUUCGAGCGAGGACAAAAGAACUUGAAGCAAAACUCGCCAACCUCGAGAUUUCGUCUGAUAAACCUACUCUGCGUUCGACGAAAUGGUUUAACCGCGACGACGACAAGGCCAUGUCCGCUCUCUACGUCGACAGAUAUCUGAACUAUGGACUCACAAGGGAGGAGCUCAUGUCCAAUAGACCGAUCAUCGGGAUUGCGAACUCCGGGUCGGAUCUGGCGCCUUGUAAUCAGUAUCACACGACACUGGCGAAGAGGGUUCGAGAGGGAAUCAGGACUGCCGGAGGUAUUGCUAUUGAGUUCCCGACGCAUCCCAUUCAGGAAAGUUCGAGAAGACCGACGGCGACGCUGGAUCGGAAUCUGAGUUAUCUGACUCUGGUCGAACUGCUCUAUGCGUAUCCUUUCGAUGGCGUUGUUCUUCUGACGGGAUGUGAUAAGACGACGCCGGCGUGUCUGAUGGCUGCGGCGACGAUGAAUAUUCCUGCGAUUUGUCUGAAUGUGGGGCCGAUGUUGAAUGGGUAUAGCAAGAAUGACAAGAUUGGAUCGGGGACGGUAUUGUGGAAAGCGCGAGAGUUGCAUGCUGCAGGCUCUAUUGACGAUGACGAGCUGAAUGAUCUCGUGCAGAAGGGGACGCCGAGUGUUGGGCACUGCAAUACGAUGGGCACGGCUUCGACGAUGAAUGCUCUGGCUGAGGCAUUGGGCAUGGCUCUUCCUGGGACUGCAACGAUUCCGGCGCCGUACAGAGAGCGAGCGCAGUGUGCGUACAAGACUGGGCUGCAGAUCGUGGAGAUGGUGCAGAACGAUCGUAAGCCGAGCGAUAUUAUGACCAGGCAGGCGUUCGAGAAUGCGAUUGUGGCGAACACAGCCAUUGGAGGUAGUACCAAUGCACCUAUCCAUCUGUGUGCAGUUGCGAAACACAUGGGGGUGAAGCUGGAUCUUGACGAUUGGGAUAGCAUCGGGUAUCACAUUCCCUUGAUGGUGAAUGUGCAGCCGGCCGGAGAGAUGUUGUGCGAGGAAUACUUCCGUGCUGGAGGUCUGCCUGCUGUGAUGGCAGAGCUGCUUGACCAAGGAAAGCUGCAUGCAAGUGCACUCACUUGCAACGGAAAGAGUAUCGAAGCGAACGUGAAGGGACAGCAUACCUGGGACCGAAGGACCAUCUUAGCAUACGACUCGCCCAUGAAGAAGGAUGCUGGAUUCCUGCACAUGACGGGCAACCUCUUUGACUCCGCGAUCAUGAAGACAUCUGUGAUAUCCGACGAGUUCCGAAAAGUCUUCCUGGAAGACCCCAAGGACCCGAAUGCUUUCGAAGCACAAACCGUGGUUUUCGAUGGACCGGAAGACUACUACAAGCGAGUAGAGACUGCCAACAUCGACGAGCGAACGAUCCUGGUCAUGCGUGGUGCGGGACCAUUAGGCUAUCCUGGAGCUGCAGAAGUUGUCAACAUGACAGCGCCGGGCCACUUGCUCAAGAAAGGCCUGAAAUACUCCCUCCCAUGUGUUGGCGAUGGUCGUCAAUCGGGAACCUCUGGCUCACCCAGUAUUCUCAACGCCAGCCCCGAAGCCGCAGAGAAUGGCAACCUGGCGAUUCUGAAAGACGGAGAUAUGCUCAGAGUGGAUUUGAACAAACGUCGAGUUGACAUGUUGCUUCCUGCCGAGGAGAUCGCCCGAAGACGUGAGGAGUUGAUGAAGAACGGAGGGUACAAGCCAGUCCCGAGCCAUACGCCUUACCAGGACUUCUUCAGACGGGAGACUGGUCCUCUGAGCGAGGGUAUGGUCUUCAAGAGAGCGGUGCAGUUCCAGCGAGUCGCGCAGAAGGUGCCAAUGCCGAGAGAUAAUCAUUAG
This is a messenger RNA of Zasmidium cellare ATCC 36951, 1959 nucleotides long. RefSeq lists its product as uncharacterized. The record is from RefSeq and is a predicted model, not a curated record. Gene Ontology annotation, molecular function: hydro-lyase activity. Lineage: Eukaryota; Fungi; Ascomycota; Dothideomycetes; Mycosphaerellales; Mycosphaerellaceae. The coding region runs from base 1 to 1959 and encodes 652 amino acids. The transcript has a single exon.